Molecule: messenger RNA, 2336 nt
Organism: Heterobilharzia americana
Lineage: Eukaryota; Metazoa; Platyhelminthes; Trematoda; Strigeidida; Schistosomatidae
Source: the annotation of a GenBank genome assembly
AAUUCAAAGCUAAUCCACACGGCGCACACGUGAAUUCCAGAAUGACACUAACAUCUGUUUCACAAGAGGCAGAGGCAUUUAAGGAAGAGGCAAAUAAGUUCUUCAAAGGUAAUUCGUGCGGAAACUGCUCAUGUUUAUACAUAUUUUCAUUUUCCUAACUAACAUUUGAUCUGCAGAUGGCGAAUAUGACAAAGCAAUCGAAGCAUACACAAAGGCGAUUGAUAUUUGCGAAAGUGCCGUUUACCUUGCCAACAGAAGUCUUGCUUACCUUCGUACUGAAUGCUUCGGCUAUGCCUUAGAUGAUGCUUCACGAGCUAUUAAUGUGGAUAGUUCCUAUGUAAAGGUUUGCAGAACGCCUUUUAAAAAUAUUUAUCCAGGGGUAUUAUCGCAGGGCAUCCGCACAUAUGGCUUUAGGCCAGUACAAAGAAGCGUUAGCGGACUACGAAACUGUAAGUUGUAAAAACUCAGUUUCUUUCUUGUAUUUGGUUCAUUUAAUCUAUACUUAAUAAAAGCUAUGUACUAUUUUCACUUCGAGGGUAGUAAUUGGCGGACUUAUCUUGGAGCACGUAAUUAUGCACAAGUAGUCAGUGUCUGUUCAGUGUACAAAAUCUGUUAGCUUAAGGGUUAUUGUUUAUUUCACUGUUUUUCCCACUCAUCUCUCCAGCUUUUGUUUGUUAAAUAACAAAAUUACUCAUCACAAAUCUAGUGUAUAGCAUCAGUCACCUGUGAGUUGUUUUUGUUUUUAAUCAGGUGAUUCGAGUUGCACCCAGUGACAAAAUGGCUCGUGAGAAGUUGACAGAAUGCCAGAAAAUUAUUCGCCGUAAGGCAUUUGAACAAGCCAUUGCAGUAGAAGACCAACCUUCUCCACUAGAAUCUCUUGAUGCAACAACAAUCGCUGUAGAGGCUAGUUAUGAUGGCCCUCAUCUUGAGCAAGACUGCAAUGGGAAAUACUGUGUCACAGAAUCUUUUAUGUUGGCUUUAAUGGAGUACUACAAAUCCCAGAAAGUACUACACCGGAAGUAUGCUUUGAUAAUAAUGCAAGAUAUUUUCUUAUUCCUCCGAAACUUGCCGAGUUUAGUGGAGAUUGACGUUCCAGACGAAACAAAGUUUACUGUUUGUGGUGAUAUACAUGGUCAAUUUUAUGAUCUUAUGAAUAUAUUCGAAAUUAAUGGGCUUCCGAGCAAAGAUAAUCCUUACUUGUUCAAUGGUGACUUCGUUGAUCGAGGAUCAUUUUCUGUGGAGUGUAUUUUCACUUUGUUUGGGUUUAAACUUCUUUAUCCAGACAAAUUUUACCUUUCCAGAGGCAAUCAUGAAUCCGAACAUAUGAAUAGAAUGUAUGGCUUUGAAGGUGAAGUGAAAUCAAAAUAUUCAUCUCAGAUGGCCAGUAUGUUCACAGAUAUAUUCAAUUGGCUGCCGUUAUGUCAUCUUAUCAAUGAAAAAAUCCUGGUUAUGCAUGGUGGACUGUUCGAACGUGACAAUGUCACCUUAGAUGAAAUAAAGAAAGUUUCCCGAAAUCGUCAACCCGAUGAAGGCACCAUUAUGUGUGAAUUAUUAUGGUCUGAUCCAAUGGAAGCUAAGGGUCGAACGCACUCUAAGCGUGGAGUUGGAUGUCAGUUUGGUCCUGAUGUUACUGAAAAUUUCUGCAAACAAAACGGUUUAGACUAUAUUAUACGAAGUCAUGAGGUCAAGGAUGAAGGGUAUGAAGUUGCUCACAACGGUCGUUGUAUCACUGUUUUCUCAGCUCCAAAUUAUUGUGACACGAUGCGUAAUCGAGGAGCUUUCAUUACACUGAAAGGCAGUCGAAAACCCGGUGGGAUGGCACCGAAUUUCACCAGCUUUAAGGAAGUACCUCAUCCAGAUGUACGUCCUAUGGCUUAUGUAAAUCCUUUGCUUUCUAUGUUUAUGUGAUUUUUAUGCUUUUUUUUUCUUAUUUUGUGCCUUACAUAGUGACCGAAUAACUUUGUUAUGUUUACUGUUGACCCGACCAGUGUAUCAACCAUCCAUUAUACACCGUUUUAGGUGAAAUUCUUUCUUACCAUUUCCAUUCUUAGUGACUUGUUUUUUAACCAGAGAUUCUCAUAUAUGCAUUUUUAAUUCUAUGGUGUUAAUCACUAUGAGAAAAUGUAUAAAUUGUUACUCAUAUUCUUCACACCACAGUUAUUGGCAACGUGUGUAUCACUGAUCUUUUCUUGAGUUUAUUCGAUUUAUUGUACCACUUUGUCCAAUUACCGGUUGCCAUUAUUAGUAUGUUUUAAUGAAACCAAAUAGGUUUCAUUCAUUUUUUGACUAUAUGUAUCGUGUUUUAGUAUAAAAAUACAAAAAAGUCAUUUAUGUUG